Messenger RNA from Phycodurus eques (leafy seadragon), 6282 nucleotides. It is a transcript of the gene pigc, whose product is annotated as phosphatidylinositol glycan anchor biosynthesis, class C. Gene Ontology annotation, biological process: GPI anchor biosynthetic process. Gene Ontology annotation, cellular component: glycosylphosphatidylinositol-N-acetylglucosaminyltransferase (GPI-GnT) complex; membrane. Bases 144 to 1028 code for a protein of 294 amino acids. NCBI's taxonomy places the organism in Eukaryota, Metazoa, Chordata, Actinopteri, Syngnathiformes, Syngnathidae. The record is from RefSeq and is a predicted model, not a curated record. The transcript is spliced from 3 exons.
CACGUUCCCAGCUUAACUUCUCCUGCCGAGAGCGGCGUUCUCGUCCGUUCUGGGAAGCUAUAACAGCUUCCAUUCUUAUAAGAGGACUUCGAACAAAAUGGAGUGUCUCCUCCCAAGCCAAGUCUGCGUGUGUGUUCAGGGCGAUGGGGCCAGAUGACGGCCCGUGUGCGGCCGUGGCCUGGAGGAAGGUGCUGUGGGAGCGCCAGCCAUACCCGGACAACUACGUGGACCGGCGCUUUUUGGAGGAGCUGCGCAGGAACGAGGGCCUCCGCCAGUACCGCUACUGGGCCGUGGUGCGUGAGGCGGGCCUGGUGGGGCAGCAGCUCUCCUGUGUGGCCAUUUUCAUCACCCUCUGGCUCUACAUGGAGCAGGGCCUUCUGUCUCCGGGGACCCUCCUGGUUAUCAGCCUGGUUAGCUCCCUGCUAGGCUACGGACUGUACCAAGCCCUCACAUCUCAAGCGGAACCGGUUCCCCAACCUCGGACCCGUCUGGCCGAUUUACAGAGCGCCGCCAUUUUCCUGGCCUUCAUCUUCGGCUUCUCGCCUGUGCUAAAAACGCUCACAGAGUCCGUGAGCACGGACACGGUGUACGCCAUGUCGGCCAUCAUGCUGUUGGCUCACCUGGUGUCUUUCCCUUACGCACACCCCUCGACCCCAGGCUGCCUGUCCCUCAACGCGGCCCUGUUCGCCUCAGUGUGUCUGGCCUCUCGCCUACCGGGCACCCUUCAUACCUUCACCAUGCUCAGCUGCGCUCUUAUGGUCUUCGCCUUGUGGCCCUGCCUGCUGGGGCAGGUGAAGGACAGGGCCCCGAGCUACCUUGCGGCCGUAUGCGCGGGGGUGUGCGCGGCGGGCGUCGGCGGCCUAGCGCCGCGGUGGCCCGUCGGGUCGGCCAUCCUGGCGCUGGCCCUGGUGAGCGUGAUGCUAAUGUGCCCCUGGCUGCUGGUCUGGCUGCAGCGGCACAAGGACAACAUUCACGGGCCUUGGGACGAGGCGGAGAUCCACGAGGACCUCAGCCGCUUCCUCCAUUGAAGAAGACCCCAAAAAAAACAUCAUGACUAACAUUUAAAUACGGUAUCAUCCAAGUGUUUAUCAUAAACAAGACAGGUUUUAUUUUUAAAGGGUAUUUCAAAUAUUACUAUAAGUCACUGUAACACUAUGCACAGUUCAAACAUUAACACUGCACUAAAAUUUAAAUGAUUCAAUUAAAAUGUAUUUCACAAAGUGACUUUUGUCUUAAAAUCCAGCAUUUAAAGAUUAAAUGCCAAUGUUUUUAACGUAAAAUACAACAGAACUGUACUUGGCCAGUGAUUCCUCCCCACAUACCAUUUGAGAGCCUUCGAAGGACUAGUGGAAUGCCUUCAAAACAUUAAGAAUCACUUGCAUUAACAAAAAUGUUGCACCCUGGAAUUUGCCUAAAAUGGCUACUUUGAACCAAAAUGGACAACUUCCUGUUCAAUUUCGCCCAUGGGUCCUGGAGAUUUUUUCAUGUCCUCUUAUGAUCGACAUGUACACCCAAGUUUGGUGUCGAUCAUUGAAACUGGUGUCAGGGGAUUAUGUUUUUUCCGACUUUCCGAUAAUUCUCAAAAUUAUCUGUAAAUCUGAUACCAUGCAGCCACCACAGAUUGUGUAGGCAAAAAGGUUUUGCAAUUUAGUGUCACCCACCUGUCUUACGAUACCCGUUUCCAAUUGCCGUUUGCCCAAAAUGUCUGCUUCAAACCAAAAUGGCCGACUUCCUGUUCAAUUUUGGGUAUGGGUCCUUGAGACUUGUGCGUCGUAAAGGCUAACCAGAAUAUUAGAAACAGAUUUCAGGACGACAAAAAAACUGGACAGUCCAUUAUCUUUGUAAAGGCAUUUUUUGUCUAUUGGAUCUCAUUAGAUAGUGUGGGUGAACCGAAUUCAUUGAGAGCCAAUGAAGAGAUAGAUUUACUGUCAGAUCCUUUUUUAUGAACACUCUAAAUUUACUUGCAGGGAACAAGUUUUUAGAGAUGCAGCUGCUAUUUUAAUAUUUAAAGUGUUGACCUCAUCAGUUUAAGUUACAUUAAAAUGUUAAUACUAUACACUCAUUUAAUAUGGUGCAUCAGGAAAGUAUUCACAGUGCUUUACUUUUUUCCACCCACAUUUUAUGUUUCUGCUUUACUCCAAAAUUAAAUUAUCCCCCUCCCCCCCCCCCCCUUGAUAUUCUGCACACAAGAUCCCAUAAAGACAACAUGAAAUGGGUUUUAAAUAUUUUGCAAAUUUAUUAGAAAUGAAAAACAACAUUUCCACAUUUUGUUAGCCUUAUUGCAAAUUUAAAUAUUUUCCUCUCAAAAUUAUACAUGAAAAAUCCCAAUAUUAUUUUUCAAAUUUAUUAGAAAUAUUCUUCUUUUCCUUUCGGCUUGUCCCUUUAGGGGUCGCCACAGCGCGUCAUCCUUUUCCAUGUAAGCCUAUCUCCUGCAUCCUCCUCUCGAACACCAACUGCCCUCAUGUCUUCCCUCACGACAUCCAUCAACCUUCUCUUUGGUCUUCCUCUGGCUCUCUUGCCUGGCAGCUCCAUCCUCAUCAUCCUUCUACCAAUAUACUCACUCGCUCGCCUCUGGACGUGUCCAAACCAUCGAAGUCUGCUCUCUCUAACUUUGUCUCCAAAACAUCGAACCUCGGCUGUCCCUCUGAUGAGCUCAUUUCUAAUUUUAUCCAACCUGGUCACUCCGAGAGCGAACCUCAACAUCUUCAUUUCCGCCACCUCCAGCUCUGCUUCCUGUUGUCUCUUCAGUGCCACAGUCUCUAAUCCGUACAUCAUGGCUGGCCUCACCACUGUUUUAUCAACUUUGCCCUUCAUCCUAGCAGAGACUCUUUGGCACAUAACACACACCUUCCUCCACCCGUUCCAACCUGCUUGGACCCGUCCUGACCACACUCACCAUUGCUCUGGAUGGUUGACCCCAAGUAUUUAAAGUCCUCCACCCUUGCUAUCUCUUCUCCCUGUAGCCUCACUCUCCCCCCACCACCGCUCUCAUUCAUGCACACAUAUUCUAUUUUACUUCGGCUAAUCUUCAUUCCUCUGCUUUCCAGUGCAUGCCUCCAUCUUUCUAACUGUUCCUCCACCUGCUCCCUGCUUUCACUGCAGAUCACAAGGUCAUCUGCAAACAUCAUGGUGCACGGGGAUUCCAGUCUAACCUCAUCUGUCAGCCUAUCCAUCACCACUGCCAACAGGAAGGGGCUCAGGGCUGAUCCCUGAUGCAGUCCCACCUCCACCUUAAAUUCAUCUGUCAAACCUACAGCACACCUCACCGCUGUACUGCUGCCCUCGUACAGGUCCUGUCUUAUUCUAACAUAUUUCUCUGCCACUCCAGACUUCCGCAUGUAGUACCACAGUUCCUCUCUGCGUACUCUGUCAUAGGCUUUCUCUAGAUCUACAAAGACGCACUGUAGCUCCUUCUGACCUUCUCUGUAGUUUUCCAUCAACAUCCUUAAGGCAAAUAAUGCAUCUGUGGUACACCUUCUAGCCACGAAACCAUACUGUUGCUCGCAAAUACUCACUUCUGUCCUGAGUCUCGCCUCCACUACUCUUUCCCAUAACUUCAUUGUGUGGCACAUCAACUUUAUUCCUCUAUAGUUCCCACAGCUCUGCACAUCACCCUUGUUCUUAAAAAUGGGCACCAGCACACUUUUCCUCCAUUCCUCAGGCAUCUUCUCACCUGCUAGAAUUCUAUUAAACAAGCUGGUCAAAAACUCCACAGCCACCUCUCUCUCAUAGAUGCUUCCAUACCGCCACAAGUAUGUCAUCAGGACCAACUGCCUUUCCAUUUUUCAUCCUCAUUAAUGCCUAAUUUCCCCCUUACUAAUCAUUGUCACUUCCUGGUCUACCACACUUGCAUCUUCUACUCUCCCUUCUCUCUCAUUUUCCUCAUUCAUCAACUCCUCAAAGUAUUCUUUCCAUCUAUCUAGCACACUACUGGCACCAGUCAACAUAUUUCCAUCUCUAUCCUUAAUCACCCUAACCUGCUGCACAUCUAUAUCCCUCUGUCUCCUCGGUCCUCUCAGUGUCCCACUUCUUCUUAGCUGACCUUUUUCCUUUUAUGAUUUCCUGUACUGUGAGGUUCCACCACCAAGUCUCCUCUCCUUUCCUGCCAGUAGAUACACCAAGUACUCUCCUGCCUGCCUCUCUGAUCACCUUGGCUGGAGUGGUCCAGUCUUCUGGAAGCUCCUCCUGUCCACCGAGAGCCUCUCACACCUCUUCCCGAAAAGCUGCACAACACUCGUCCUGUCAGAUUCAUCAUCUGAAUGCUCUGCCUUUGUCUUCCUAAUCUUCCUCCCCACCACCAGAGUCAUCUUACACACAACCAUCCUAUGCUGUCGAGCCACAUUCUCCCCUACCACUAUUUUACAGUCGAUAACCUCCUUCAGAUUAGAUGUAAUCCACCUGUGUGCUUCUACCUCCACUCUUGUAGGUCACCCUAUGUUCCUGCCUCUUCUGGGGGAAAAAAAGUGUUCACUACAGCCAUUUGCAUCCUUUUUGCAAAGUCUACCACCAUCUGUCCCUCCAAGUUCCUUCCCUGGAUGCCGUACUUACCCAUCAUGUCCAUUACAAUCUGCACCAAUCAUGACUCUCUGGGAUGCUCAGAACUACUUUGUCUCUCUCCUUCCAGAAUUUCUCUUUCACCUAAACGUCACAUCCUACCUGUGGGGCAUAGCCACUAAUCACAUUAUACACAACACCCUCACUUUCAAGUUUCAGCCUCAUCACUCGAUCUGAUACUCUUUUUACCAUUUUCACCUAAGACAUUCUGAGCCAACUCUUCUUUUAAAAUAACCCCGACUCCAUUUCUCUUCCCAUCUACACCAUGGUAAAAUAAUUUAAACCCUGCCCCAAAACUUUUAGCCUUACUGCCUUUCCACCUGGUCUCCUGGACACACAAUAUAUCAACCUUUCUCCUAAUCAUCAUGUCAACCAACUCCUGAGAUUUUCCUGUCAUAGUCCCAGCAUUCAAAGUCCCCACAUUCAGUUCUAGGCUCUAUGCUUUCCUCUUCUCUUUCUGCCGAAGAAUCCGCUUUCCACCUCUUCUUCGACUCACCACAAUAGCUGAAUUUCCACCGGCGCCCUGCAGGUUGGCGGACAUUGUUAACCCGGGCCACGACCGAUUCGGUAUUGAAUUCUUGGGAUGAACGCUCAUAUUUGUUUGGCACAGUUUUAAGCCGGAUGCCCUUCCUGACGCAACCCUCUGCAUUUAUCCGGGCUUGGGACCGGCCUACAGUUUGCACUGGAGUGUGCCGCCCAUAGGGCUGCAUUUAAAAUGUAUUAAAAAUGAAAAGCUAAAUGUGGGGAAAAAAGUGACAUGAGAAAAGUGAAAUGCAGUGAAUAAUUUCUGAAAUGGGUUCUAAUGAUGUUCAAUAUAAUGUAUUUAAUUACACUGCAGUAUGUGAAAAUGAAGAAUUUUAAUACAAUAAAUAACACUAUGAUCAUGUAACAAACUCUUAACCUUAAAAAAAAAUAAAAUCCUAGGGUUACUGUGAUUGUUGGCAAUGGAGAACAACUUUUUUUUCCCCCUUAAAGCUUGAAGCGUUUUGAGCUCUAGAGAGCAGCACACUCCUUCCAUAGUUUCAGCUUAUUUUCCCCCAAAGAUCACAAGACCACGGCAAUCCGACACUCGACACUAACUGAAGGCAGGCUCCUUUACCGCACUACUUCCUGUUUUUCAUUGGGAUGUUUUAUAUUGAUGGCCUACAAAUUUUUUGGGAUACAAAUAAUUACUGUAGUUAUGACUUAAUUACUGCCUUGUAACAGACUACGGGUAGUAAUUGCCAUUACGUCACCGCUGUUGGAACCUGUAUAGUAUGAAAUGUUGUAAAAAUAAAGUUCUCUAAUCUUACUAGAAAACCUUUGCAUGACUUCAAGAUUAUUAUUUUUUUAAUUAGAACUCAUCCGUCCAUCCAUCCACCUACCAGUGGUGUGUCACCCUGGACUGGUCGCGAGUCGAUUGCAGGGCACAUAUAAACAAACAAGCAUGCCCGGCAGUCACUCAGAUAUUCCAAAUUGAAGACGAAUGCUACUGAAAAAUAAAACGGCUCUUUAUUAAAAAGAAAGUUAUAAAAUAGUGGUUGUUUUUUUCUCCUGUUCAUAAAAUAGCAUAUUUAUAUGUACACAAAGUUGAGGCACUUGAAAAAUCAGCAGCCAAUGCUAGCGUAUGUACAAAAGAGGCUCACGACUGGCGAAGUGUGCAGACGGCAGCACUCGGGCCGGGUCGCAAGUUGCACAGCUGGAUAGUGGUCGUCGGGACGGGGAGGUGGGGUGGUCCUCCUAUUUGGG